Drosophila takahashii is the source of this 589-nucleotide messenger RNA. RefSeq lists its product as uncharacterized. The record is from RefSeq and is a predicted model, not a curated record. Lineage: Eukaryota; Metazoa; Arthropoda; Insecta; Diptera; Drosophilidae.
CAGUACAAUUUUGUAAGGCAAGCUGAAAGCAAUGAGUCUCCUAGUGCGAAUACUUUACUGUCUUCCCAUAUUCUUGCUGAACUUCCAUAUAGAUCAAGCUAAUGCCAAAGGAAUAUGUCUCUAUUUAAGCGAUAAAAUGGCGACUUGGUUUGAUGCCCUAAUUGUCUGCCAGAAGCAUCACAUGUGUUUGGCUGAUCUAAACACCGAAGUUACCCUGAUUCAGAUGCAAGCUAAGCUGAAGCACGAUGACCACGGCUAUUGGUUCGGCCUAAAUGCACACGAGAAAACCAGCUUCAGAUACGUCUCUAACAACAAGACCAUUGAGUUCUCCCCAACCGGUUCUAAUCUCGUGAACCAUGGAGGAUGCGCCUUUGUGAAACACGAUGAUGGCUUUUACAAAUUUCAAUCCGCCGACUGCCACGCGCAAAAGAGAUACAUCUGCACCAGAACGGAAGAAUGCGACGGAGUAAGCAUGAAACCCGGAAAGGCUCAAUGUGUCAUAAACGAAGAGGAAAAAGAGAUUGUGGCCUAUUAAUUAAAUGCUGGCUACAGUCUAAUAAAGUGUCUUAGAGCAAGGCAUAGAUAAUUA